CCCCUCCCGCGAGCGGCCGGCUUCUUCUCCGCCCUCCGAGAUGGCGCUGGACCCCGCAGAGCCACAUCUCAGACAUGUGGAAAAAGAUGUUCUGAUCCCAAAAAUAAUGAGAGAAAAGGCCAGAGAGAGGUGUUCUGAACAAGUUGAAGAUUUCACCAGAUGUUGCAAGGACUCUGGAAUCCUUAUGGUAGUAAAAUGCCGGAAAGAAAAUUCUGCAUUGAAAGACUGUUUAACUGCUUAUUAUAAUGAUCCAGCCUUCUAUGAAGAAUGCAAACUGGAAUAUCUCAAGGAAAGGGAAGAAUUCAGAAAAACCGGAGUUCCUACCAAGAAGAGGCUACAAAAACUUCCUACAAGCAUGUAGGCAAAUAGUGAGUCAGGAAGCCACAUCUUAUGGAAGCCACUUGUAAUGUGUCAGAAAUGAUGGACUGAAACAAUGUUUGCUCACCCUAAUCAUGAAAAUACUGAUUCUUUUUUAUGAAAUAAAAAUCUACUUCAGA
Molecule: messenger RNA, 497 nt
Organism: Phodopus roborovskii (desert hamster)
Lineage: Eukaryota; Metazoa; Chordata; Mammalia; Rodentia; Cricetidae
Gene: Cmc1
Product: C-X9-C motif containing 1
Exons: 4
Coding region: 41-361 (106 amino acids)
Cellular component (GO): mitochondrion
Source: RefSeq, a predicted model, not a curated record